GGGCACCCCCUGACCCGCGUCCUGCACACACAGGGGUGUUCCAGUGGAUGGGAAAGGGCGAGUGUCACUUCAUCAAUGGCACCGAGCGGGUGAGGUUCGUGGAGAGGCUCAUCUACAACCGGGAGCAGUACGUGCACUUCGACAGCGAUGUGGGGGUCUUUGUGGGGGACACCCCAUAUGGAGAAUUCUGGGCCAGGCAAUGGAACAACAAUCCCGAAAUUCUGGAGUACGAACGCGUUGAAGUGGACAGGCUCUGCCGGCACAACUACAAACUUGGUGCUCCGUUCAGUGUGGAGAGGAGAGUGCCCCCCAGCUGA
This is a messenger RNA of Corapipo altera (White-ruffed manakin), 317 nucleotides long. RefSeq names its product class II histocompatibility antigen, B-L beta chain-like. NCBI's taxonomy places the organism in Eukaryota, Metazoa, Chordata, Aves, Passeriformes, Pipridae. The record is from RefSeq and is a predicted model, not a curated record. The transcript has 2 exons. Gene Ontology annotation, biological process: peptide antigen assembly with MHC class II protein complex; immunoglobulin production involved in immunoglobulin-mediated immune response; immune response. Gene Ontology annotation, cellular component: MHC class II protein complex; membrane. Gene Ontology annotation, molecular function: MHC class II protein complex binding. The coding region runs from base 48 to 317 and encodes 89 amino acids.